UUUGAGGACCUGGCUACCAUUUUCGGUAAAAAUUACAAGAAUUACGAAAAGUGAGGCCAGGAGGAAAUUUGCUGGUAAGCUUGGGAAUGGAGGCCAAGGGAGAAAUUAACCAGAGAGAAACGAGGAUUAAAAGAAAGGAGAUGCUGGAAAAGAGGAAAUCAAUUGAUGAAAUAAUGAAAACUGCUGUCUCAGAAAAAGACUGUCUCUCUCAGUUCCCGCAAUUUCGCCAUUAUCAAAGGAAUGGCUUGUUCGUACACUUGGAGUCUGGACGUGGAGAUAAGCUAUCCUCCGAUACAAAAAAAUGCAUUCAAAACCUUCUUAAGUUAAAUAUGGAGGCUCCUUAUGGACCCGAGUGGCCAGCAGAGGAAAAGGUGAAACGGAGGGAAAUGGUAGCUUCAGAAGCUCGCUAUAUAUUUGUGCAUGAAAUUCCAAAUGAAGAUGCUAUCAAAGAGUCUGAGUCGGUGGACAAGGAAAGGAAAUUUACUUGUUACCCAAUUGUUGGUUUUGUACAUUACAGAUUCAUCCUAGAGGAAGAAGUACCUGUACUUUAUGUUUAUGAGUUACAACUUGAACCUCACGUUCAAGGGAAGGGAUUAGGAAAAUUCUUAAUGCAAUUAAUCGAGUUUAUUGCUCGCAAGAAUAAAAUGGGAGCCGUGGUGCUAACUGUUCAAAAAGCAAAUUUGGUAGCUAUGGACUUUUACUUGCAUAAACUAAAGUACACUGUAUCUGCAAUUUCACCAUCAAGAGUUGAUCCGUUGUUAGGACUAGAGAAGAGCUAUGAGAUUCUUUGUAAAGCAUUUUACCAUGAAGCUCAAGUAGUGUUGGAGUCAUUACUAAACUGACAAAGGAGGGCACCUUAAGGAAGAAAGCUGAAGUGAAGGAAGAUAAUUAUGCUCUUGAAAUUGGCUCCUUCAAUCCUAUGCAAGUGGGUUUCAUAUACAUAUAGGCUUGCACCAUUUUCACCUACCACUCAUCUAGUCUGAAAAUCGGUCUCAUUUGUGCAACUUUUAUUAUAUGUUAUAUUAACUGUCAAUAUAAUUUACUUUUUGAUUUUAUCCAUCAUUACAACAAAGCCUAUGAUAACUGUCAUGUGGAUGUCUGCAAUAGAUCUUUUAUUUGCUAGAUAAUAAUUGUGGAUCUGCUAGUCUAUGAUUUUUGAGAUGACAUGAGUUACUAAAUGCAAUAUCGGGAUUAUACUCAUUACAUAUUUGAGCAUAUGAACAUGGAGUACUGUGACUAUAGAUAUGAUAUACUGGCUUGAGCUUUGAUCACGUCAACUAAAGAGAAAUGAA
Messenger RNA from Olea europaea var. sylvestris, 1292 nucleotides. Its product is annotated as N-alpha-acetyltransferase 40. The transcript has 8 exons. Gene Ontology annotation, molecular function: histone H2A acetyltransferase activity; histone H4 acetyltransferase activity; protein N-terminal-serine acetyltransferase activity. Bases 87 to 842 code for a protein of 251 amino acids. The record is from RefSeq and is a predicted model, not a curated record. NCBI's taxonomy places the organism in Eukaryota, Viridiplantae, Streptophyta, Magnoliopsida, Lamiales, Oleaceae. Gene Ontology annotation, cellular component: nucleus.